Messenger RNA from Pseudoliparis swirei, 3927 nucleotides. It is a transcript of the gene nim1ka, whose product is annotated as NIM1 serine/threonine protein kinase a. Gene Ontology annotation, biological process: microtubule cytoskeleton organization; protein phosphorylation; intracellular signal transduction. Gene Ontology annotation, cellular component: cytoplasm. Gene Ontology annotation, molecular function: tau-protein kinase activity; protein serine/threonine kinase activity; ATP binding. The transcript has 6 exons. NCBI's taxonomy places the organism in Eukaryota, Metazoa, Chordata, Actinopteri, Perciformes, Liparidae. The record is from RefSeq and is a predicted model, not a curated record. Bases 1602 to 3059 code for a protein of 485 amino acids.
GUGUUUGUGUGUGUGUGUGUAUAUAUAUAAAAAUAAAGUUAGUGAUUAAAGUGAAUUUCAGCAGGUUAGUGUUGAGUGUGUUAAGAUUUUUCGUGAUCUAUUGCAGUUUGUUGUGCAGCCUGACAUCAGCGGGAAGGAAGUAAUAUCCAUAUUUCAUUAUCCAUAAAACAAUAUCCAUAUCUUACUUUUAAUUCAUAGAGUUAUCCUUCCCGAUUGUUUAGCAUUGACAAUAGUAUAGUAUAUGACUAAUUCAACACUGCAUCUUUGCUAUUGUGGUGAAAAAAAUAAUCCUUUAUUCGUCCCGCAGUGGGGAAAUGUACAGGGUGACAGCAGCAACGGGUAAAGUGUCAAACAAGAUCAAAACAAGUACUUUUUAAAUAAGCAUCAAGCAAUUUCUAACACUUGGCAACGGCUUACCUUCUCAGCUCACAUGUCGGCUGCAUUUUGAACAGUUGACUUCAGCUGGCUGCAAGUCUUAAUUAUGCACACUACAAUUGUGUCAAACACCAAAAGAUGAUGACUUGGUUUCUUUGGGCUGAUUUGAGCUUUCAUUAUAGAAAACAUAUAUGUCUGCAAAAUUGGUUUCACCUUCGCCUCAGCGUCAUCCUUUCUGCUUCCUCUCACGGGAUAUUGUUCGGGUGUUUUCAGAGCACGUGCAAUUAUCAUCUCAUUACAAACUAAUACAUGCUGUACCACACACACACACACACACGGGAGUGACAGUCAUCACCCAUACUCUCCAUUCGAAGUGGAAUAAAUUCGGCCGCGGGUCUAAUCUCGGUGGGAUGUGAUGAGACGGCGCUCUGAUUUGUUUGUUUUGGCUCUCAUGGCGACGUAAACCCGCAGCUGGACUCGAGCGCUGAAUUAAAUAUGGAUUACAAUACACAGAGACACUCGAGCAGAUGCUGCACGUGUGUUUAGGAUGGUGGGUGCCAAAAAAAACGUGAACAAAAAGGAUUGAAAAAAAUCAUCCAUAAAACAGAUUAUUGAAGCACAAUAUUUAGAUAAUAAAAAAACCAAAAAGAGGAAGUGAAGUUCUGGCAAGAGCGACAAAUCUAACAAAAAUGAAACGUCUUUUUGUAUCUGUCAGAUUGUUUCACUGGCUGCACCCUGACACUAUCGUCUGUUCAGCCUCUCUCCCCCCACCCCCCCUACCCAUCCAGCUCCUCCUCAACCUGUGGCCUAUUUAUACCCUGGAGACUCAAAAGAGCCCAUUAGAGCGCCGCAGACCUCUCCAAGCACAAGAGACGCCAGUGAGCAUGGAUCCCCGGGCGGUCGGAUCUCCAGCCUCGGCGCCCUCUCUCUGACGGCGGGCGCAAAAAGGAAACCGACGUUAAGCUUUACCUGCUGGACUUUGUAAAAUACCGAGAAACCUGGAUGUCCGUCAAGCGGCAGACGACACACUGAUACUCCGUUGCGGAGCGGACGUCUGAAUGCAGCGUGAGCUCGGGUCCUCGGACUGGAGGCUGUCUCCCAUUUCGCUGUUUUCCAAGCAGCCCUGACAUUUGGGCCAGGACACUGACAUCGCACAUCGAAAGUCCUCCACCAGCCUCAGCCAUGAGUUAAGCCCAGGCUGAGCCCCCUGGGAGCCCCCUUGCAGGAUGACUGCUGUCUGGCCGUCCGAGAGCAGCCCGGAAGGGGCUGAGGCCGGGGCCAGGACAGCAGGCGCCAGGGGCCCAGGGGCAGCGAGCACCGCCGGGAGCGUCUCAGUUUCCGGGCCAGAGACCGGGGGGACAAAUGGGGAGUCUGGUUCGGGUGGAGGCACGGCCGUGGUCGGCGGCGGCGCGAGGCACACGCACUGGAGCCGCCAGGACGGCUCCGACAUCAACACCGACGACGAGGGAGCCGCCGUCUGCCGCCUCACGCCACUGGAACGGCUGAACCUGGAUAUGUGCCAGGAUGAUAGGGUGGUGCGCGAGCUAACGGUGGGCAGACGGAUCGGCUUCUACAAAAUUCGGGGAGAGAUCGGCUGCGGGAACUUCUCCCACGUCAAGCUCGGAAUCCACGCACUCACCAAAGACAAAGUGGCCAUAAAGAUCCUCGACAAAACCAAGCUGGACCCGAAGACCCAGCGGCUGCUGUCCAGAGAGAUCUCUAGCAUGGAGAAACUGCACCAUCCCAACAUCAUUCGCCUCUAUGAGGUGGUUGAGACGUUGUCACGCUUGCACCUGGUGAUGGAGUACGCAGGCGGAGGGGAGCUCUACACCAAGAUCAGUACCGAGGGGAAGCUCUCUGACACCAAUAGCAGGAUCGUCUUCGCUCAGAUCCUCUCUGCCGUGAAGCACAUGCAUGAAAACGACAUCAUCCACCGAGACCUGAAGGCGGAAAACGUCUUCUACACCAGCGGCUCCUGCGUCAAGGUGGGCGACUUUGGCUUCAGCACGCUGAGCCGCCGCAGCGAGACCCUCAACACGUUCUGCGGCUCUCCGCCGUACGCGGCGCCCGAGCUCUUUCGGGACGAGCACUACGUCGGCGUCUUCGUGGACAUCUGGGCCCUGGGGGUGAUGCUGUUCUUCAUGGUGUCGUGCACCAUGCCGUUCCGGGCCGACACCGUGCCCAAGCUGAAGCGGUGCAUCCUGGAGGGAGCCUACAUCCUGCCCUCGUGGGUGCCAGAGGCCUGCCAGAGGCUGAUCCGGGGAAUCCUCCAGCCCGUGCCGUCCGACCGCUGCACGGUGGAGCAGAUGAUGGGCUGCGAGUGGCUGCUCCCCGUGGACUUCCCGUGCGCCAUGGAGCCCUUCAAACUGGACCCGUCCUACCUAGCGGAGAGCGAUCCGUCCGAACUCGGGGGCGAAGAGGUGGAGGUGAAAGCGGCGCUGGAGACGCUGGGAAUCAGCGCGGAACACAUCCUCAACAACCAGGGGAAAGACUGCAGGAGCUCCAUCACCGGGUGCUACAGGAUCCUGCUGCACCGCGGGCACAAGAAACGGGCGGCGGAGCGGGCGGCGGAGCGGGCGCCCGCGGUCAAGCAGGUCGUCAGACCUACGGCAAAGAGUAAAAAAGAACGGCUGAACGUGUACCGCAGCUUGAGGCACACAUCCAAACUCUGUGUGAUUCUGUGACCAAGUGCUCGGCUUCGCUCUGGGAAUUAAUGAGCUUUAUAGUCCAGGGCGAGAAUGCCUUUAUUAGGACAUAAAAAGAAACUAGCUAUUCAGUACAGCAGUUUACAUUUAAAUCAUGGUGAAACAGCCCACUGAGCUUCUGAAAUCUGGGAUUUCUUACUUUAGUAUCUUUCUUCUAGUAAGUAAUAUUAGUCUCUGUGAGAAUGUCGAUGCAGCUGAAUCACUGUUGUCUCUCUUUUGGGCAGGGACCUAUAAUACUGAUGAGAUAUGGAAAUGUCAUGUAUAAAUAAUGAUUAGAUGGCAAAUAUAACUUUUUUUUAUCUGUGUCACGCAGGCCAGAUAUUUCUAGCCUAUACGCUCAUUCGAUGCUCAGGUGUGCUGUAAAACACCAAUAAGCCCUAUAUGAGAACUCCAUGUAGCUUACACCUAAAGGCAAAGAGUUAGAACUUCACAAAAUGAUGCAGAGUUGAUAAAGUGGUGAAGCAGUCCGGACAUGAAACGUGGCGUCUUCGAGUUCAAUUGCACUUUUCUUCGACGCCUUAGGUUUCUUAAUGUUGUGAAAUCAGCCAGACAGGUUUCAUUACACUCCUUAUUGUUUCUGAUAACAUGAGUAGAGAAUUAUAAUAUGCGUUACAAUGAUUUACCUGAAUGACUAUUUUUACCUGUGGCCUGAAAAAGCCGAUAAUUGUCAUUAAACUACAAAUAUCAACACACCAACCACAAAGUUAUUAGUUGUUCAUGUGGCAAAAUCCAUUUUCCAGAUAAACUCGGAUAUUUUUUCGGUAUGCGUUUCAGUAAUUAUCAUUUUUGUAUGAUCUGAUGUCAUGUUCAUGUGUUGAUUGAAAUAAAUGUAAAACAUUUAAAUGCA